Molecule: messenger RNA, 3629 nt
Organism: Scatophagus argus
Lineage: Eukaryota; Metazoa; Chordata; Actinopteri; Scatophagidae
Gene: nog2
Product: noggin 2
Exons: 1
Coding region: 2325-2960 (211 amino acids)
Biological process (GO): dorsal/ventral pattern formation; negative regulation of cell differentiation; negative regulation of BMP signaling pathway
Source: RefSeq, a predicted model, not a curated record
AACAGAGAGAGACUGGGAGUAUCUGGGGAGCCCCUGGCUGCUGAUCCACACCGUGCUGGAUCGACGCCCUCUAGUGACCACUACAAAAGACAAGCACAAUGACAAGUCGAACUAUCCAAUAAUCCUUGCCAGCCGAUCCAAAGAUAGGCAGGAUAAAUACAACAACCAAAAGCCAGGAAAAAAAUCAACUGGGUAAACGUAUCUAAACUGAGUUUUAAAGCCCUUUAUGUUUGUUUCUGAUGAGUCAUGAUGAAAACGAGAAUAAAACAAUUUUGUUCUGUGUGAUUUUAAAGUUAAAAUUAAGUUUAUUGCUGUGUGAUCAGACUGGAGGUCAACUUCGUCACUGCUUCUCUUGCAUUAAAAAUGGACUUUAUUUAGAUACCGGCUCAGUAUGGGUUAACUGUGGGAUAUUAUGGCUAAUGUUUAAAUUAAGUUAAUUAAAAAUCGACAUGAUAGCCAAUAAAACUUGCCUGAGCCGUUUUUAGGGGCUUAUGGGAGAAACUAAAAGUCCAGCACGGCUCAAUAACUGCUUAGCAUGGGAAAGGUACCGCUUAGUUAUCCAUAGCCAUUUAUAGCCUUUAAUUACGGGCCUAUUUCGUGACCCCUGAGUUCAGCCGUCUAAUUCCUGACCCAAAUGCUGACGAACAAAGGUGGAAUGUGAUGCCCCUUUUCCGUAGACAAACUCCUAAACGUUUCCCAUCAAUUUCAUGGGAAAGUUCAAGCACGAGGAAACUCUAAAACGCUUCAGCUGAGUCUUAAUAGCGUAUUGAACCUAUUAGUGCAUCAGGGACACUCUGCUGAUGAAAAGCGCAAGAGAAAACCGUUGCAGAGAUUUCAGAAAUUCUGUGAUAUGCAUAACACUGUUCACGUUGGGCAGUAUUACAUUAUAAAGCUGGAGGUGGUACUUUAGGACCCAGCUGAUCGUUGUAAUUGUGGCUGAUAUUUUCCACGUUGUGAGGGGAGGGGGCGGCCCGGAGGGGGGCUGUCAAUCACAGUGAAAGUGGCCGGGGUGGGCAGGCCCCUAUGACACUUUGUACCGUCGGAGGGGGAUAUUUAACUUGGGACUGAGCACCACUCGCUACAGACACACUCACACACAGUGUGCCUAAGCAAAGAAACGCUCCAGCGCCAAGUGUCUCAGACUCCUGAAGUAGGAGCGGCUCAGUAGGAGCUUCUGUACCAGUUAUCAAAGGAGCGGAGACGCUCCCUCGGGAAUUGAAUCGGCCGGGCAAAAAAGCUCCAGAUUAUGGACUUUCUCGUCAUUCAGCAACAGUGGGACCUGGAGCUUUUCUGAAAGGAUUCAGCAAUGCCACAGUGAAAGGAACUCUGAACUAACAACGUUAACUGUCUCUCAGCAGUUUGCAUUUGAUAUGCACUGACACUGCAAUUUGUUAUAACGCCGCUUUUCAGCGUUGCUUUUUGUUACAUGCGCAACGAAGAGUUUUGCGGGAAUGUUACAGCCUGAGACUUUUAUGUAAAGAACUGCUGUGCGAUUUGGAACAUCCUCUGGAAAGAUAAAUGGCUGUUAUUUCAUAAAUUGAGACUGCAUCCUACUGUGGCUCAUUUUCCUCUAAGUUUUUGGACAUUUUCAGUGAGGUGCAUAUAUCGACGGCUGGAAUACCACAAAGGACUGACUGCACAGACCAUUUCCUUAGUCCAUGGAUUGUGCGCCCUGGGACCUUGUCAAACCUGAGAGCGUCAAGCGACGUUAAGAGAAGCCACGUUUAUAAAAGCCGUGCGUAAAAAUAACAUUGGCCAAGGCAGCCCUCAUUGCCGGGCGCGUGACAUUUAAAACUUGGUGAAGUACCCUUUUGUGCGCCCUUCUCUCUCGGGACGCUCCGGAUCUAUUCUGUCCCUUUAGAAAACACUUCAUUCCAUGCAGCUCUCGCCUCCGCCGCUGUCAUCCAGUGUAGACAGUUCGUCGUGGCUUCGAGUCCCCGGGGUAACCAUGACAACCGAAAGAAACCCAAAGUGAAUCCAAGGGAGCGGGGUGAGGCCGGAGAGAGCGUGAAUAGCGUUUUCCCCAUUUUGUUUUGUGCUUUUUUUGUUUAGACUAAACACUUUUCUGCAAAGCAGGGGCACCGCUCCGCGCUGCAGGGUUGCAUCAGCGGGCAAAUUGCAAAGUUGAAGGAGCCCUAAAAAGCAAACACUGCGCUCCAUGUCAUUCAAACCCGACGUGGUCUAUUAAAAGUAUCGCCUUGCUGGUGACUGAACUUCUACUAUUUAUGAAGCCCCGGGCUAGUCUUUGCAGAGAAUACAGUAACCGGGAACAGAAUUGAAUACUAUUUACGCAAGAAGAGCCCGUGCGUAAAACAAGAGGAAUUAUGGGCCUCUCCCAAACGCUGCUGUUUUACGUGCUGGUGUGCGUUCACCUUGGAGUUUCCCAGCAUUACCUUCGCCUCCGUCCAUCGCCCAGUGACCACCUCCCCGUGCCCGACCUCAAAGAAGACCCCGACCCGGAGUACGACCCUCGGGAGCAGGACUUGGCCGAGAGGACUCUGAGGAAAAAGCUCGGCAGUAACUUUGACCCCAACUUCAUGUCCAUCAGCUCGCCCAUGCUGGUGAACCUCUCCGCAUCAGACAACCAGGUAAAGCUGCAGGGGCCCAUGCCUAACGAGAUUAAAAAGCUGGACCUCACAGAGACCCCCUAUGGAAAGCGGGUAAAAGUGGGCAAGAAAGCCCGCAGGAAAUUUCUGCAGUGGCUGUGGACCUAUACGCACUGCCCAGUGGUGUACACCUGGAAGGAUUUGGGCGUGAGGUUCUGGCCACGUUACAUCAAGGAGGGAAACUGUUUCUCUGAGCGCUCUUGCUCCUUUCCUGAGGGGAUGUCUUGCAAACCCGUCAAGUCAAUCAACAAGAUUUUCCUCCGGUGGUAUUGUCAGGGGUUUCUAAGACAGAAAUACUGUACGUGGAUACAGGUGCAAUACCCAAUCAUCUCAGAGUGCAAGUGUUCGUGCUGAUUUUAAGGAAGUAGUGGCGGUCGAGGGGGGAGUGGACUGGAAAUACGGUUUCUAUUGCACUGUUAACUCUCUACAGAGGUGGGCACCAUAGCAAAUCUAUUUUUUUAUAUAGCAUUUUAAGUGAAAUACCAACGUUGUACAUAUUUAAGAAAAAUGCAGCUAUUUUUUCUAAUUGAACCAGGACCAUAUUUUAUUCUCCACCCUGAAACGUGUUUUUGGGGGAACACGAGCACUUCACAAGGAAGAGCUUUUCUUUUUUUUUUCUUUUUUUUUUUUUUUGAUAUUUUUAUGAGACAUUGAAGAUGGAAUGCAUAUGCUACACUUCUCCAAGAGGUGAACUUUUUUUUCAACUGAACAUUGAUGCUGACUGUUAUUUCACUGCAAUGCUGCCUAGAGUUUUUGUAUAAUAUUAAUAUCAAUAAUAAUUAAAUUGUUUAAAAAAAAAGUUGAGGUUAAAGAUAUAUAUAAAGGCGUGAACUCAGCUUUUUUGGAAUACAUAGUAUUGUAGAAAUAAACAAAUCUGUACGUUUUAUUUAUUAUUUUAACGAUUGUGAGUAUAGAGCAUAAGGAAAGAGAAUAGCAGAGUAUACCAGAAUAAAUAUGGGAGAUGUCUACUUGAAUAUUUCUAAAAAUUAAAAAAAAAAGAAAUAAAAUAAAUAAAAAGUAAAA